Penaeus vannamei (Pacific white shrimp) is the source of this 5661-nucleotide messenger RNA. Lineage: Eukaryota; Metazoa; Arthropoda; Malacostraca; Decapoda; Penaeidae. The record is from RefSeq and is a predicted model, not a curated record.
AUGGCAGGUGUGCCACAAGGUAGCGUCCUAGGACCUCUCCUCUGGAAUGUCUGCAUCAGCGACCUUCAUGUUAUCCCACAGGCGAAAGAUUUUACAGACAUCACCCUUUUGGACAGUUAUGAUAAGGAGGACGAAGCAACAGCUGUGUCCAGGAUGAAUGGACGCCUGAACGACAUUGUGAGGAGCAAUCGCACCUCACAAGUCCCAGUUAAGUCUACGCACACGGUCGGUUGUGAAGAAGGCUGGCAGACCUUCGGCGACUAUUGCUACUGGUAUUCCAACACUGACUAUUCGUACUACACUCUCACGUUCAGCGAAGCGAGAGACGACUGCAAGAGUAAAGGGGCAGACAUGGUGUCCAUUCAUUCACAAGAAGAGAAUGAGUUUGUUUACUCUCUCGUUGCGGAUGGAUGUGCAACUUCCGCUCAUAUUCAGAGACACCUUAAACGGACCGCCGGACCGGCCUCUCACGCCCGUCAGCCAAUCACCGUUGGCCUCUCACGCCCGUCAGCCAAUCACCGUUGGCCUCUCACGCCCGUCAGCCAAUCAUCGUUGGCCUCUUGCGCCCGUCAGCCAGACAUCGUUGGCUCCGGCUCGCGAAAGCCCGACGUGAUUGGCUGGCGGGCGCGAGAGGCCGCGGGCUACUACUAUAGUACGUGGCUAGGCCUAUCCGACGAGGGACAUCCUAGUGAGCUUACGUGGGUAGACAACACCGCCGUUACUUUCACCAGCUACGAGCAAAUGGACUAUUAUCCCAUCUACUCGACGCCCGCUUGCGGAAUCAUCGACUUUGCGGCUUACACAGCGCAGUCGUGGGGCGUCGAAGAUUGUUCUGAUUACAAUUUCUACGUGUGUAAGAAGCCACAGGAAUCGACGCCCAUUAACCCGCCUUCUAAUGGGUGCAAAGAUUGUCCUCGCGACCCGAAAACAAGAACGAAGGAACUGAACGCUAAGAAGCUCAGAAGUGAGGCCAAGGAAAAGACACUCGGGCAAUUUAAGCUCGAGGAAUUCAACGCCAGGAAACAUGAAGUGAAUAAAGUCUACUCCAGAGGAGAGACCCCGAAAGAAGUCAACGUAGAGAACGUGGAGGAUCUCGACGCUGAGGAAGAGGAACUGAAGGAACGCCGCGCCAAGGCACAAGGACCCCCGGAGGACCACGAAACCACGCCCCGCCUCGCCCCCAAAACCGAAUCCAAGAGCCCCCUCCUGAUCCGCAAACCCCGAUCCCUCCCCCUCCCCCUCGACACCACCCACACAGUCCCUCCCCCCGACGCCCCCGACAGGUCCAAGCGCCCCACCUGGCUGACCUCCCACGAGGACGACGCCCCCUUCACCUCCACCAACUUCCACUCGCGCUUCAGGAACCAGCAGUGGAGCAAACACACGCUCCGGUCGUACCAGCAGCAGCAGCAACAGCAUCACGACCGCCGAGCCAACUGGAACGCGAGGAUCAAGGCGCUGCUGCAGAGGACGACCCAGAAGCCGGUCGUGAAGGAGAUCAGCGGAAUCCAGCUGGGGCUCCCGAAAUCCACCGCCGAGUCGUUCACGCUUUCGUCGAGUGAUGGGGAUGGUGGGGACAGGAGGGAGGAUGGUGGCGAUGGUGGUGAUGGGGAUGGAGACGGGACGGAAGCUCCCGAGGAGGGGGAGGAAGAAAAGGGGGAAGAAGAAGGAGGAGGAGGUGUAGAAGAUGAAGAAAGAGGAGGAGGGGGAGAGGAAAAAGCAGAUGAUGGAAAAGGAGAUGGAAAAGUAGGAGGAGGAGGAAAAACCACUGUGGAUCCGUCAACCACAGCGUCUCUCGAAACCCACAAUACGACUUCAGCCAAACCGACGGAAACCACCCCUCUCCCGACCACCCCGACAUCAACGAAACCCCCUAAGCCCCCGACAUCACCGACUCCAACAGCCCCUCUCACGCCCGUCCCUUCGUCGCCCGCGCCCACCACCACCACCGCCAACCGAACCGAGGUCACCGACGCCCCGACAACGCCGAAGCCGCCGCCGACAGGAUGCAAUCGGACCGAUGUCGCCUACAAGGGGUCCUGUUAUUUGUUCCCUGGUCUGACCCACUCUUGGCAAGACGCUAAGGGUGUUUGUGAGACGAGCAACAGUCACCUUGUCGUCCUUAAUGACAGGCUGCCCCCUCACCCACGACCCGGAGCUGUCAGCUACCUGGGCGAGCUGGGCGAGCGGGCCUGGAUCGGCAUGUCUGGCGCCGCGGCGGACGACGGCUCGGUCACAUUCAGCUGGGUCAACGGCGAGGCGGUCGAGUUCACCAACUGGGCGGAGUACGAGCCGGCGCCCACCCACGGCACCUGCGUGGCUGCGUCGGGGAGGCUGGAGACGCCCGGCCUGUGGGAGGUCAGGGACUGCAACGACAACUUCCAGUAUGUGUGUGUUCAAGGAGCCGAAGACGUGGGGCAUGGCGGAAGGAACCUGCAACUCCUACGGAGCCUUCCUGACCAGCGUAGGAAGCGCGGAGGAGCAAGGGUAUCUGCAGAGCCUUCCCGGCAUCAGCAGCAUCAGUGGGGAUUUUCUCUCGAUUUGGGUCGGAUUCCAUCUUGCUGCGGAUUCAGGGUAUUACUGGACAGAUGGCUCAGCAGCGGAUUACGUCGACUGGGCAGUUGGUCAGCCGGACAGCCAUCUGGGGAGGGAAGGCUGCGUGCUGGUGGAUAAAGUGACGUUCAAGAUGUCCGAUUCCGUUUGCGAGACGUUCCAGCCGUUCAUCUGCGAGGCGGCGGAAGGCACCAUGCUGACGACCCAAGCCCCGCCCACCCAGACCCCGGAUGUGCCCUGCGACGACGACCCCUCGUGGCUCCUCUUCAACGACUACUGUUACAAGUUCAUUUCCGAGGCCGACGAAGCCCCGCAGACGUGGUGGUCGUCGCACAGGCUGUGUCGCAACGAAGGGGGGGAGCUGGCGUCGAUUCACACUUUCGAGGAGAACUAUUGGAUCGUGUCGAAGAUCUACAACAAGACUGACCAGACGCUGUGGAUCGGUGGGCGGUCCAAGCUGGACAGCAGUUACGAAUGGCUGGAUGGCUCCGUCUUCGACUUCAUAAACUGGGCCGAGGGCGAACCGAACAACUUCUUGGACCAAGAGGACUGCAUCGGCAUGUACACGCGGGCAUCCGGGUACUGGAACGACCAGAACUGCGCCCACACCGAGGGGCGUAUCUGCAAGCGACCCCACCACGCCACGCUGCCCCCCGCCCAGUCGACCGUCGCUCCCGAGGGCCACUGCCCGUCGGGGUGGCUGCAUGUCGGAUCGAAAUGCUUCAAGUUCUUCACGGAGAGGUUGACCUUCGACGAUGCCCGAACGGCUUGCCAAGCGCAGGGGCCUGGCGUGGACAUGAUCAGCGUUCAUUCGUCCAGUGAACAAGCCCACCUGUCCGCCGCCCUUGGCCAGAUGCAGGUCAACACGUGGCUGGGGAUGCGGAACGAGCGCGGCUUCCACUGGGUCGACCAAUCAGCUGUGACCUACACCAACUGGGCGCCGGGAGAGCCCAACGGCCACUACUAUGGGUCCUGGGGACCCGGCGAAGACUGCGUGGAAAUGCUCACCCACAACCGCGCCGGCCAGUGGAACGACGCCAACUGCCUCAUCCGCCACGCGUUCAUUUGCCAGAGGAACAUGGACCCGAACGUCGGCACCCACAGCCCCCCGCCGACGUGCGCGCCACCACUCGACAACUAUCUGAACUACAGUGGAUCAUGUUACAAACUUGUUUCAACUCCUACUUCCUGGCAGGACGCCGAGGACGCGUGCGUGAGCGAGGGCGCGCACCUGGCCUCCGUGCAGCACGUGUCUGAGCAGUCCUUCCUGUGGGUGCUGGCGCUGGACACGGGCGUCGAGGACAUGUGGAUCGGGCUGAACAAUCUCAAGGACAAAGUGCAGUACCGCUGGUCCGACGACUGGCCGACCAUCUACACGAACUGGGCCAAGAACGAGCCCAACACCAACCAGACGGACUACAACUGUGUGAGGCUGAGCGCCAUCAAAGACGGGUCGUGGUACAGCGAGCUCUGUACCGAGAAGAGGCCUUACGUCUGCAAGCACAAGGAUGGACGUCUACAAGCACAGGGGCGGGAGACUAUGAAGCUCAUUAAGUUUGAAGAAGAGUUGUCCCGUGCCCCCCCCGACCCCCCAGCCACGGGAAGGUGUCCGGACGAUCGCUGGCUCAACCUUGGCGGCGGCUUCUGCUACCUCGUCGUCGAAUCCGCCAAGCCGUGGAAUGACGCGAGUAUGAAAUGCGUGCAGGAAAAUUCCCACCUCGCCUCGAUCCACUCCCAGCAAGAAAUGGAUCUGAUAACGAUGGCGACCCACAAGUUCAGGGAUCCGCUGUGGAUCGGCUUGGUGCAGAAGACUAGCGGUUAUGGGUGGAGUGAUGGCACUGGCUUCGACUACGUUAAUUGGCAAGACGGCGAACCGAACAGCGAAAGCGAACAAUGUGCCGAAUUCUAUCCCGGAUCUGGGAAUUGGAACGAUGCCGAUUGUUCGAACACGAGAGCUUUUAUUUGCAAGGUCUUAAAGAUUCAAGAUGUUCAACCGACGAACCCGACCGUUAAUCCGCCUCCGCAAUAUUCCACGUGGAAACCAGGCCCGAGCUCCCUGAAUGCGAGGCAUCUCGGCAUCGUCAUCGCCGUCCUGUUCGUAGUGGCUGGCGUCGGCUUCGUCGGGGUGACGUACAUGAAGAGGAAGCCGAAGCCAGUGUCGAAUAACGGCGCCUACAGUUUCGACAACGCUCUGUAUUCCGAAAGCUACGACGGCGCCGGGAGCGUGACUGUGGGCAGCCCGUCAACCGCCGUCAACUUCGGGAAUCAGUCACUCGACACCGACGCUUAGGGGCGGGGCAGUCUUAUUAAGCCAUACCCCUUCACCCCCCCCCACCCGGAGCAGUCUUUUGUUUCUUCUCUAUUCUUGUGACUUUAUUGUUGUAAGGGCGGGGCGAAGGAAGAAGUAUUGUGGGAGGAGCUGGUUUUGGGGUUUUGAUAUAUUUCGAUAUUUUUUGGCAGUGAUAUUGCUGUUAUUAUUGUUAUCGUUGUUAUCAGCAUUAUUGUUAUUAUCAUAGUUAUUAUUAUCAUUACUAUUAUCAUUAUUAUUAUUAUUUUUUAAUCAUUAUUGUUACCAAAUAUAUAUCUAUCUAUCAUUAUUAUUAUUAUUAGUAGUAGUAGUGUUACUGCUGAUACUACUUUGUUAUAAUUGGUUCUGUUGUAACUAUGUAAUUAUUUUUCUCUGGAUUACCUUAGAUUUUUUAUUAAAUGAUUUCGCUUUUUGUAUAAUACCAUCUCCGUAGUGCAUUUUCAAAAGGCAUGAGAGAAGAAACAAAGUUUUAUAUAUAAGAAAUGUUUAUAAUACAUUCCAUGAUUGUUUUUGUUUUUUUUGUAAACGGAGUCAACUUAAAGGUUUUGGUAAUAAAACCUUAAACAGUAAUAAUAACAUUACAGUUGUUAUUAUGUAAUAGUGCAGGAUACAGCAAAACGUUCAUUCCCAGUAGUAAAAAAACAAAAAAACAACUAAUAGGACUUUUGUCUUUAGUUAUAGUUCAUUAUGUGUUAGUUUAGUUAAGUAAUGAUUGACUGAAAGAUCUGAUUUUUUUUUAGUAGUUUUUGUUUGUUUGUUGUAAUGUAAUCUUCGCCAAGUAAAUAUAAGGAACGAUCUGA